Messenger RNA from Colius striatus (speckled mousebird), 696 nucleotides. Its product is annotated as histone-lysine N-methyltransferase EHMT1-like. The transcript has 3 exons. The record is from RefSeq and is a predicted model, not a curated record. NCBI's taxonomy places the organism in Eukaryota, Metazoa, Chordata, Aves, Coliiformes, Coliidae. The annotation marks the transcript as partial. Gene Ontology annotation, molecular function: histone methyltransferase activity; p53 binding; protein-lysine N-methyltransferase activity.
AUGCUCCAAGCAGAACUCCUGCUCACAAAGCCACAGCCCUGCUCGGUCGUCACAGCAGCAGCCCCGGUUGCCAGCCCCAAGCCUGGGAAGAGGCGUCGGGCGCUCAAGCAGCACGAGCUGCCCCAGGCAGCAGGCUCUGAGCUCCGGGGGAGCAGCGUGGGGGGCUCCCACGGGACAGCCUUUCCGUGGAUCUUGGCUGACGGUGGGGAAGGAGACGUGUACUGCAUCGAUGCGCGUUUCUAUGGCAACAUCGGCCGCUUCAUCAACCAUCACUGCGAGCCCAACGUCUUCGCUGCCAGGGUCUUCACAUCCCAUCAGGACGUGCGCUUCCCCAGGCUGGUCUUCUUCAGCGCGAGGGACAUCAGAGCUGGAGAGCAGCUUGGCUUCGACUACAAGGAGGAUUUCUGGGCCGUCAAAGGCAAAUCCUUCAGCUGCAAAUGCGGCUCUGGCAGGUGCAAGUACACGAGCUGGGCGCUGGCCAAGCGCCAGGCGCGCGCCCUGUCCCGCAGCAGGAAGCCAAAGGAGGCCCCUGUCAGCAGCUGGGCGGCAAAGGCUCCACGGCACAGGCACUCAGUGGGUGUCACCCUGUGUGCUGGGCUUGGCGGGGAGAGGGUGAGCUGUCCCUGGCACUGCAAGGGGCUGUGGGCAGGAGGGAAGAGGGAAGAGAGAAGAAAGAAGAGGGAAGAGAGAAGACAG